Oryzias latipes (Japanese medaka) is the source of this 2680-nucleotide messenger RNA. Its product is annotated as acylaminoacyl-peptide hydrolase. Gene Ontology annotation, molecular function: serine-type endopeptidase activity. NCBI's taxonomy places the organism in Eukaryota, Metazoa, Chordata, Actinopteri, Beloniformes, Adrianichthyidae. Gene Ontology annotation, biological process: proteolysis. The record is from RefSeq and is a predicted model, not a curated record.
GGAAGUUGUGACAGGUUUCUAGGUUUGUGUCCGGUUGGCAUUGCUAGUUUUUAUUGUGGCAUCAAGGAAAUAUUCCUUCCGAGUACAAACAAGGACCGCUCCUGUUAUGGAGUCACAGGUGGUGACCAACCCGGAGGAGAUAGCCAAGCUGUACAGAGAACUCAGCCUGUAUCCCAGUCUGAGCAGAGCGGAUGUGGGACCUGUCAUUACCUCUCAGUAUGGAGGCAAAUACAGCAACAUCUACACAGAAUGGAGCCAGCGAGAUUUGGAGAGGAAUGAAAAUGUCAAGUUUUGUAGGCAGUACAUUGUAUUUCACGAUGACAAGUCUUUGGUCUACUCUGGAGCAUCAGGAAACUGCACCGAGAUCAGAGGAGAGGUGCUAAGUAAGGAUUCUCCUUCCGGUGAAAUGAAGGCAGUUGUCAGAGAAUGCACGAUCAAAGGAGAGGAAAAGCAGUUUCUGGAGAUCUGGAGUAAAAACAUCAAAAUGAAGAGCAUCAAUCUGACAGCCUUGAAAAAGCACGGGAAAGUCUAUGAAGAUGAGCAGUUUGGCUGCCUGGUCUGGUCACACUCAGAGACGCACCUGUUGUAUGUGGCGGAGAAAAAGAGACUAAAGGCUGAAUCAUUCUUCCAGAUGGUACCUCCAGAGUUGUCUUCUUCUAUAGAUGAGGAGGAGACCACAAGGUUGGACAAAAAAGAGACUGUUAAGGGGGAGCAAUUUGCCUACCAUGAGGACUGGGGGGAAGCCUUAGUCAACAAGAGCUGCCCUGUGCUUUGCGUUUUGGACAUAGAGGGUGACAACGUAUCUGUGCUAGAAGGAGUGCCUGAUGAUAUUUCACCUGGACAGGCGUUUUGGGCUCCAGGUGAUACAGGUGUGGUUUUUGUUGGCUGGUGGCACGAGCCUUUCAGACUCGGCCUAAAGUUCUGUCCAAACAGAAGGUCAUCUCUGUUCUAUGUUGAUCUCACUGGUGGAAAGUGUGAGCAACUUUCGUCAGGCUCCAGUGCAGUGUGCUCUCCCAGGCUGAGUCCAGACCAGUGCCGAAUCAUCUAUCUGGAGUGUUCUGUCUAUGGACCGCACAUGCAGUGCAGCAAAGUCUGCAUGUACGACUGGUACACUAAAAAGACCUCCGUGGUGGUUGAUGAGGUGAAGCGAUCAAAAGAAGAUGGUUUUGCUGGCAUCUAUUGUUCUCAGUUGUCUCCGAAGUGCUGGUCAGCUGACAGUCAGCGGGUUCUUAUUUCCUGUCCUCAGCGCAGCCGCAAGGAUCUUUUAACAGUGGAUAUCAGCACUGGGAGUGUCACCUCUCUCACUGCAGAGUCUGAUAUUGGUAGCUGGUGUCUGCUGAAUAUAGAGAGAGAUCUUAUGGUGGUCAGCUGCUCCUCCCCCAACUGUCCUCCAUAUCUGAGGGUGGGCUUUCUUCCCAGCAGGGAUUCUCAGGAGAAAGUGGUCUGGGUUACUUUGGAAGGGUCACAAAUGUUGCCAGAUAUUGGCUGGCAGAUCAUGACAUUUACUCCUCCACCAGAGCAAGACAACAGCCAAUACCCUGGUAUUGAUUUUGAAGCUUUGCUGAUCAAACCAAAGGAAGUUAAGGCUGAAGGAAAGUUGCCUCUGGUCGUCAUCCCACAUGGUGGUCCUCAUUCUGUGAUUGUGGCUGAAUGGAUUCUGUCCUCCUCUGUGUUGUGCAGCAUGGGCUUUGCUGUCUUACUAGUGAACUAUCGAGGGUCUCUUGGCUUCGGUCAGGACAACAUCCUCUCAUUGUUGGGCAACGUCGGCUCCCAGGAUGUCAAAGAUGUUCAGUUUGCCGUGGAAAGUGUCCUGAAAAAUGGCGAGUUUGACGGGCAGAAAGUAGCAGUUUCUGGGGGUUCCCAUGGUGGUUUUUUGGCCUGUCAUCUGAUUGGCCAGUAUCCAGGUUUCUACAAGGCCUGUGUGGCACGUAACCCUGUCACCAACUUAGCCUCUAUGGUUGGCAGCACGGACAUCCCAGAUUGGUGCGUGGUUGAGGCUGGUUAUGACUACAGUCACGACUGUUUACCUGAGCCUUCAGUUUGGGAACAGAUGCUAAACAAGUCCCCCAUCAAACACGUCACGCAGGUGCAGACACCAGUGCUGCUCACUUUAGGGGAAGAUGACAAGCGUGUACCCAACAAGCAGGGAAUUGAGUACUACAAAGCUUUAAAAGCAAGGCAGAUCCCUGUUCGGCUGCUGUGGUACCCAGGCAACAACCACUCACUCUCCAAGGUGGAUGCAGAAUCAGACGGCUUUAUGAACAUUGCUCUGUGGAUAAUUCAACACUUGAGUCUGUGAUAACGCCGUGUGAAAAAGAUUACCUCAACCGGGGUUAAAAAAAGAUCUGUUUUUAGGUCCAAUCCAAAGCAUUGCAGCUUCUCUUCACUAAAGGGCAAAAUCCUUUUACUCUCUUAUUUUUCUUUCUUUUUUUAACAGCAACAGGUUCUUCAAGUAACUGUUUAAACUUUUAACAGCAGCUGAUGAAAAGCCGUUGUGUUUCUACAGAAAUAUGAUUUUGCUUUGAUUUUGCAAAAACGAAGGGCUUUUGAGUCUUAGCUUUGAAUGAUAUUGAAGAAAUAAAUUCUUUCUAAUCACAUUUUCCAUUUUUUCCAAUUAUUUGAAGUCAAAUCAAUGUUACUGUUUGGAUUUAGUGCAUUUAAUAAAGUGAUUUUGAAACUG